This is a messenger RNA of Gossypium raimondii (Peruvian cotton), 2254 nucleotides long. Its product is annotated as protein INVOLVED IN DE NOVO 2. The coding region runs from base 103 to 2025 and encodes 640 amino acids. The record is from RefSeq and is a predicted model, not a curated record. The transcript has 8 exons. Gene Ontology annotation, biological process: gene silencing by siRNA-directed DNA methylation. Lineage: Eukaryota; Viridiplantae; Streptophyta; Magnoliopsida; Malvales; Malvaceae.
GCACUAACAAUUGUGUAAUCUUAACAAAAUCAGAGCUCUUGGGAGAAAGCUCAAAUUUCUCAGAAUCAAAGCAGCUCAUAUCUUGUGAAGGUUCCCUUGAGAAUGGAUAUCAGCUCAGGAGAUGAUUCGGAUAUAAGUGAAUCUGAAAUGGAAGAGUAUGAAGAUAAAUCAUAUGAAAAACUAAAGAAUGGGAAGUACACGGUCAUGGUUUCGGAUGAAACUUAUACUUGCCCGUAUUGUCCCAAGAGUAAUAAGCAAAAGUACCGAUACAAGGAUCUCCUUCAGCAUGCUUCUGGUGUGGGAAAUAGUAGUUCUGCAAAAAGAAAACCACGAGUGAAAGCCAAUCACCUAGCUUUGGCGAGGUAUUUGGAAACAGAUCUUGUGCCUGUGGUUAGUUCACCAAAACCUGUUGUUGAAGAGGAUCCUCCUAGUGGAUGUGACCAUGAUGAGAAAAUUGUUUGGCCGUGUACUGGAAUUGUGGUUAAUAUUCCUACUCGAAGGUCCGCGGAUGGGCGAUCUGUAGGAGAAAGUGGAUCCAAGUUGAGGGAUGAGUUGAUCAGGAGAGGGUUCAACCCCGUAAGAGUUCACCCCCUUUGGAAUUUCCGUGGUCAUUCUGGGACUGCUGUUGUGGAAUUCCGUAAAGGCUGGCCAGGGCUACAUAAUGCCUUGUCGUUUGAGAAGGCUUACGAGGCAGAUCACCAUGGGAAAAAGGACUGGGGUGCUAAUGAUGAUGUUAAGCAUGGUCUUUAUGCUUGGGUUGCCCGUGCUGAUGACUACAAUGCGAGUGGUAUUAUUGGAGACCAUUUACGCAAGAUUGGUGACCUUAAGACCAUUUCCGAGCUCAUGGAGGAAGAAGCCAGGAAACAAGAUAGGCUUGUAUCAAAUUUGACAAAUAUCAUCGAGACUAAAACCAAACACAUAAAAGAACUGGAAGCAAUAUGUUCUGAAACUUCCAAGUCCCUUGAGGUUUUAAUGGAGGAAAAGGAAAACCUUCUUCAAGCAUAUAAUGAAGAGAUUAAAAAGAUUCAACUAAGUGCAAGGGAACACUUCCAGAAGAUUUCUAGUGACCACGAAAAGCUUAAGUCACAGCUAGAAACUCAUAAAAAGGAACUGGAAUUGCGUGGAGUUGAACUUGAAAAGCGAGAGGCACUCAAUGAAACUGAAAGAAAAAAGUUAGCUGAGGAGCUUGAACAGAAUGCUGUUCAAAAUAGUUCAUUACAAAUGGCUGCUUUGGAGCAAAAAAGGGCUGAUGAAAAUGUAAUGAAAUUGGCUGAAGAUCAGAAGAGGCAAAAGGAGGAACUUCACAAUAGGAUAAUUCAACUGGAGAAACAAUUAGACCAAAAACAGGCAUUAGAACUGGAAAUCGAGCAACUGAGAGGUUCGUUGAAUGUAAUUAGGCACAUGGGAGAUGAAGAUGAUAAAGAAGUAUUGCAAAAGAUAGAGGCGAGUCUUAAGGAUUUGAGAGAAAAGGAGGGAGAGCUUGAAGAUUUAGAAGCACUGAACCAAACUCUUAUUGUAAGCGAACGUAAGAGCAAUGAUGAGCUGCAGGAUGCUCGCAAAGAAUUGAUUAAUGGAUUAAAAGAAAUAUCAAGGCGUGCAAAUAUCGGCGUUAAGAGAAUGGGGGAACUUGAUGGUAAACCGUUCCUUGAAGCAAUGAAGAGAAGAUAUAAUGAGGAACUAGCUGAGGAGAGAGCUUCGGAAAUGUGCUCAUUGUGGGAGGAAUAUCUGAAGGAUCCGGACUGGCAUCCUUUCAAACGCAUUAAACUUGAGGGAGGAGAAGAGUAUCAGGAAGUGAUUGAUGAUGAAGACGAAAAGUUAAGAGAUUUGAAAGCUGAGAUGGGCAAUGAAGCAUACAAGUCUGUCACUUUGGCCAUAAAAGAAAUAAACGAAUACAAUCCAAGUGGAAGGUACGUAAUUUCCGAGUUGUGGAACUACAGAGAAGGAAGAAAGGCAAGCCUGAAAGAAGGUGUCGAAUUCUUACUGGAACUGUGGGAAACCGUUAAACGCAGACGAGGAAUGACCUGAAAGGAUGCUAACUCAUUAUUCAGGAAAUAAUUUCCCGACUACCUAAAGACUGAAUGCAUGUUCGGAAUAUCGGAUUCGUAAGUAUUGCAUGAAUUCCAUGUUAAAUAAAUUUUCAGCUCCCAGCCCAUGGUAGAAUAUACCUUAGUGGGAAGAAACUGCAUUGAUUUUAACAUGUUGAAUUCAAGCUCAUGAAUAUGGUAUAAAAGACCUUUGAGAACUUUUCUGAGUC